AUGCAUCAGCCAGCCAAGGCGAAUCCGCCAACCGAAGCCACCCCUCCCACGGACUUACUCAAGCCUGGUAGGACGGUCACUCCGUCCGACGUGACGACAGACCCGGCCAAGCAAUAUGAGUUUAUAGCGAUGGAUACCGAUCCGGUGGAAGAUCUCGACGUUCCUCCCGUUCGUACCAGGGAACGCAUCGACGGGGAUCUCGCACCAUUCCCCGACACAACAACUAUCAACGACAAGCCCGCACCAGUGACCGAAUCUACUCCCAUGGAGGUGGAUUCUCAAGUCACGGAAUAUGGAACAGACAUGUCACUCCUCAUUUCGUUGCUGAUGUCACUCCUUGAAUGGGCGUGUCAACAGUGGCUCGCCCGCACAUCAAACAAGUCUUAA
Molecule: messenger RNA, 387 nt
Organism: Arabis nemorensis
Lineage: Eukaryota; Viridiplantae; Streptophyta; Magnoliopsida; Brassicales; Brassicaceae
Source: the annotation of a GenBank genome assembly